This is a messenger RNA of Neltuma alba, 1035 nucleotides long. RefSeq names its product protein BIG GRAIN 1-like C. The coding region runs from base 1 to 1035 and encodes 344 amino acids. NCBI's taxonomy places the organism in Eukaryota, Viridiplantae, Streptophyta, Magnoliopsida, Fabales, Fabaceae. The transcript has a single exon. The record is from RefSeq and is a predicted model, not a curated record. Gene Ontology annotation, biological process: auxin-activated signaling pathway.
AUGCGAGAUGGCUCGUACCCACGAAGCAGAAGGACCCCCUCCUUCUCUUCAUCUCUCCUUGACGCCAUUUACCGUUCCACCGACCAAUCAAAAUCAGAUCUUGAUGAAGAUUCUCAAUUGGGUCUCUGCAAGGAAGUUCACCACACGAAACAGAGCAACAUGAGCCGCAGCGGUGGAGUUUCUCUGGGAAAUGAAUAUGGCAAAGUCAGGGAUGUGAAACAUCUUCGCCGAUCAACAUUUAUGGUUGAAGAUUGGAUGGAGAAGCAGAGUUCCCACAGCUCUUCAGAGUGCAGUUCAGGAGGAUUCUUUUCGUCGUCGGAGACAGAGACGAGCUGUAAACAGAGAUCGAGGCCUAAAUCAGACAAGAGGCUGAACUCAGAGAAGCAAAAGAAACAGAAAGUGAAGCAACCGAUGUCACCAGGAAGUCGAAUAGCUAGUUUUUUGAGCUCUAUCUUCAACUAUGGAAGCGUGAAGAAGGCGAAAAUGUGCUACGUUGGGGCGGUGGAAGAUGUUAAUUUCGAGCAGAAAUGUCAGUCUCCAUGUGUUUCUUCCUCUGCUUCUUCAUAUUCAAGAAGGUCUUGCAUGAGCAAAACACCCUCUUGGGCUAAAAAGAACAAUGGCGUAAAGAGGAGCGUUAAAUUUUACCCCGUAAACAUAAUUCUGGGCGAGGAUUCUCAGCAUAAAUUUGUCUGCCAGAAUGAUCCAGAUAUAAUGCCAUUUCCUGGCAGUGCAGGAAAAAUCACAAGAAACUCUUCAACGAAGGAGGACGAGAAGAAGAAGCAGAAGAAGAAAAACUCUGUUAUGGCCAAAGAAAAUGGAUCAAGAAAGGGUGAGUUUGAUUUCAGAUUGUUGUACAAUCAUAAUGGCGAGGAGGAAGAAGAAGAUGAUGAUGAUGCUUUGAGCUGUUCAAGUUCGGAUCUUUUUGAGUUAGAUCAUCUGAUUGGAGGUGGAAGGAGGUACCAAGAAGAGCUUCCUGUUUAUGAAACUACUAAUCUGGAAACAAACAAGGCCAUUGCUAAUGGUUUGCGUUUGUAA